UGCGAGGGGACCGGGGCGGAGGUGUCUGACACUGCCUGGCUGCCCCGGCUAACCAAAAUGGCGAACAUCACACCAGUCAAUGGCAGCUCGGGCAACCAGUCUGUGCGCUUGGUCACGUCCACGCAUAACCGCUACGAGACCGUGGAAAUGGUAUUCAUCGCCACGGUGACGGGCUCGUUGAGCCUGGUGACUGUCGUGGGCAACAUCUUGGUGAUGCUGUCUAUCAAGGUCAACAGGCAGCUGCAGACAGUCAACAACUACUUCCUCUUCAGCCUGGCGUGCGCCGACCUCAUCAUCGGCGCUUUCUCCAUGAACCUCUACACCGUGUACAUCAUCAAGGGCUACUGGCCUCUGGGCGCCGUGGUCUGUGACCUGUGGCUGGCCCUGGACUAUGUGGUGAGCAACGCUUCGGUCAUGAACCUCCUCAUCAUCAGCUUUGACCGCUACUUCUGCGUCACCAAGCCCCUCACCUACCCAGCCCGGCGCACCACCAAGAUGGCGGGCCUCAUGAUCGCCGCCGCCUGGGUCUUGUCCUUCGUGCUCUGGGCACCCGCUAUCUUGUUCUGGCAGUUCGUGGUGGGCAAGAGGACGGUGCCAGACAACCAAUGCUUCAUCCAGUUCCUGUCCAACCCGGCGGUGACUUUCGGCACUGCCAUUGCGGCCUUCUACCUGCCUGUGGUCAUCAUGACGGUGCUCUACAUCCACAUCUCCCUGGCCAGUCGCAGCCGAGUCCACAAGCACCGGCCCGAAGGCCCCAAGGAGAAGAAGGCCAAGACCCUGGCCUUCCUCAAGAGCCCCUUGAUGAAGCAGAGCCUCCAGAAGGCCCCGCCAGGGGACGCGGGCCCUGAGGAGCUGCGCAACGGGAAGCUGGAGGAGGCCCCUCCCCCGGCCCUGCCGCCCCCGCCGCGCCCCAUGGCCGACAAAGACACUUCCAAUGAGUCCAGCUCAGGCAGCGCCACACACAACACCAAGGAACGGCCCCCCACGGAGCUGUCCACCGCGGAGGCCACCACGCCAGCCGUGCCCGCCCCUCCCCUCCAGCCGCGGGCCCUCAACCCCGCCUCCAAAUGGUCCAAGAUCCAGAUUGUGACGAAGCAGACUGGCAAUGAGUGUGUGACAGCCAUCGAGAUCGUCCCGGCCACGCCCGCGGGCAUGCGUCCGGCGGCCAACGUGGCCCGCAAGUUCGCCAGCAUUGCCCGCAACCAGGUGCGCAAGAAGCGCCAGAUGGCGGCCCGGGAGCGCAAGGUGACUCGGACCAUCUUCGCCAUCCUGCUGGCCUUCAUCCUCACCUGGACACCGUACAAUGUCAUGGUCCUGGUGAACACCUUCUGCCACAGCUGCAUCCCCGAAACGGUGUGGUCCAUCGGCUACUGGCUCUGCUACGUCAACAGCACCAUCAACCCCGCCUGCUACGCCCUCUGCAACGCCACCUUUAAAAAGACCUUCCGGCACCUGCUGCUGUGCCAGUAUAGGAACAUCGGCACAGCCAGGUAGGCGGGCAGAGGCGCCACAGGAGGUGCUGGUGGUCGCGUGUGUGCGCUGAGCCGCGGGGGUGGUCACGGGGGUGGUCCCUCCCGUGGCGGUCGCAGAGAGGUCUGGAAAUCUGGAAGCAUCUCUCCGCCUUCCUGUUCACUGAAGAGAACUGAGGUCCCCGAGAGCCCUGUGAGGCUCAGGAAGCAGCUGUGGUGGGAUGCGGACAGACCAGAUCUCCACUCCGCACAGGCAGGAGGAGGCUCAGCCCCAGAAGCGUCUGGAGCAAGACUGCCCCGCCCCCCUCUCUGUUGGCCCGCCUCAGGUUGCUGGGAGUCACUGGGCUUCUGGGGCACCUGGCUCACUGUGACCAACCGGCACGUCUGGGAGAAUGGACAUCUGGCGGGGGCGGGGAGUAGAAGCCCGGAUCCCCAUGGGAGGAGCAGGGGAGCCGAUGCUGGGGAAAGGAGGCUUGGGAAGGGAGUGGAGGGGUAGGGUCCCUCCAUUCUGCUGUAGUUGGUGCUUUCUCCCUGCUGCACCCUGCAUGUAGGCCCAGCCCCUCCUCCCAGGUCCCAUUCCAGGGGCAGAGCUCUCUCCUCGCUGCAGCUACUCAGCCAGGUGCUGGUUGGGUGGGUGGGUGGAGGCCAGGCCCUUCUGGGCUCUCAGGCACCCCCCUUCCCCUCUCAAUCCCUCCCCCACCCCAGCACUGUCCUGGUCAUGGUCAGGAUGGGGCAGCUAGGAGGUCAGCAUCUUACGCUCAGGAGUGGAGGUCUGGCUUCCUGCGGUCCCGUGCUGAGCAGAGGCCCCCCUGAUUCUGAAGAGCACCCCCCAGCAGGUUUCUGCAGCAUGUGAGGGAGGUCUGGGUUGCCGGGGAGAAUGGGGGCCAACUUGACCCACACAGGGUUCAGGCAAGCAGCUCCCAUCUCCUCUCUCCCAAUGGAUAGAACCUUCUAUUGGUAGUGGGCUGUACCAAAAGACCUUUGGUUGAGAGUGGCUGAGAUGAGGAGUGUCCGUUCUAGGGAGCCUUCUGGCUUCCCAGCUCUGGUGUGCCCCCCCCCCCGCCCCCGGAAAGACCAGACUGAAAGGCUCAGGGGACUGGAUGGGGCACCCUUUCAGGAGUCAGUCAGGGCCCUGAAAGCAAUUUUUCAUAACCUUUCUGCUUUUUCCAUGAGCUCUGGGGAGCACUCACCGCCAAGCCCCCCAGCCCCCUGAAAGCCACAUCCCUACCGCCUUCCCUUUCCUUCCCAAGUUUCUGCCCCAACAAAUUACCACAGCAAACUCCCUGGGUUGGGGCUUUUAUAUAUUAAAUGAAAAGCUUUUAUUGGGAAAAACAAAACAAAUCAAAACAAAAACACGACUGUUUAUUUAUUUCUCAGUAAUGGCAUCUUUGUGGGGAAGAACAAAAGGGGGUACCGGGAAUCACAUCCCUCUGGGGCA
Molecule: messenger RNA, 2907 nt
Organism: Neogale vison (American mink)
Lineage: Eukaryota; Metazoa; Chordata; Mammalia; Carnivora; Mustelidae
Gene: CHRM4
Product: cholinergic receptor muscarinic 4
Exons: 2
Coding region: 58-1494 (478 amino acids)
Biological process (GO): G protein-coupled receptor signaling pathway, coupled to cyclic nucleotide second messenger; adenylate cyclase-inhibiting G protein-coupled acetylcholine receptor signaling pathway; regulation of locomotion
Cellular component (GO): dendrite; synapse; plasma membrane
Molecular function (GO): G protein-coupled acetylcholine receptor activity; G protein-coupled serotonin receptor activity
Source: RefSeq, a predicted model, not a curated record